UUGACUGUGCAACCAACUUCGGGUUUGCGGGAGUUUGGUUACCGAAUAUGGGGUUUGUUCAAUGCUGUCCUGCACACUGAUUUCAAGAUUUACCUAUAAAGAAAACGAUGGAAAGAAGCUCCUAAAAAUUGGACAAAGACGUAAAUUGAACACGGGAGGAAUAGAAGAAAGAACUAAAGGAUCAUUCCUGUAGCUCCAUCUGUAUGUCUGCCAGAACGCAGAGAGAGAGAGGGAGCUUUAUUGGGAAUUCUUGAACCCUCAGCGGGACGCAAGAGAUCUCACCCCCAAACUUCCAAAACUUCCAAAGUCUUGGGAACAAGUCAACAAACUGAUGCAGACGUCUUCAACUUUUCAUAGAAGGGCGUAAGGCUGCUGGCUGGCUGUCCUGUUCCAUCACAGAACAGAAUACCGAGCAGAGGACAGAGCCCCAAUGCCAGUGGACAUGCAGCCACAUCAGGGGCUGUAUCAUUAUGAGUCUACACCCAACCAGCCGCCCAGAGGCCUUGCUUCUUCAGGAAGGUCUCCCUACAGUGAAGUGUCAUCCCUGCAUGCUCCACUCCACAAUGGCCAUCCUCAGGACUGCAGGAACAUGUAUAACCCAAUGACCCCUAACCCCAGAAACAAUCCUAACUCCGGUGUCAACCCCAUGGACCAGUACAUGAGACCCCCUCUGGCUCCCCCACUGCACAGCAUGAUGGGACACCGCAGCAUGAAUCAGUCCUCCGACGGUGGUAAUAGCACCCCCUACUGUCACAACAACCUCAUGUCAUCCCACCACGGCUUCCCCCAUGGACAGGGAUUAGACCAUGUGGGAGACGGCUCGCGGUUCUCAACGCCUCGCUCCAUGCUGAAGCUGAGUAAGAAGCGUGCCUUGUCCAUCUCGCCGCUGUCUGACGCCAGCGUGGACCUACAGACGGUCAUCAGAACCUCUCCUAACUCCCUGGUGGCCUUCGUCAACUCACGUUGUGGACCCAACGGAGCCAGCUCCUACGGACAUCUGUCUGUGGGCGCCAUGAGUCCAUCAAUGGGUUACUCCAACUCAAUGAACUACCAGUCCAGACAACCGAGCUCUAUGUAUGGUGGACACACCCCUGGACCCUGCCACGCCUCCCCCCGACUACCCCCCCACAACCCCCGCCUCCACGCACCAAAACAUGGACACCUAAAGACAGAGCCAGUGCUGGGUAGUGUGAUGGAUGGGAUCAACAUUAAGAGUCUGGAGGAAAGGUCUGAGGGUGACGUGGCCAGCCCAUCCUCUACUGGCACACAGGAUCCUCUGAUGGCUCUGCUGGAGGGGCGGGAGGAUCUGGAUAAGGAGGAUAAACCGGAACCAGAGGCCAUCUAUGAGACCAACUGCCACUGGGAGAGCUGCAGCAAGGAGUUUGACACGCAGGAGCAGCUAGUCCACCACAUAAACAACGAGCACAUCCAUGGAGAGAAGAAGGAGUUUGUGUGCCACUGGCAGGAGUGUUCCAGGGAGCAGAGACCUUUCAAGGCCCAGUACAUGCUGGUGGUUCACAUGCGCAGGCACACAGGAGAGAAACCUCAUAAGUGUACUUUUGAGGGCUGUAAUAAGGCCUACUCUCGCCUGGAGAACCUGAAGACCCACCUGCGGUCUCAUACAGGGGAGAAGCCGUAUGUCUGUGAACACGAGGGAUGCAACAAAGCCUUCUCCAACGCCUCAGACAGAGCCAAGCACCAGAACCGUACACACUCCAACGAGAAGCCGUAUGUGUGUAAGAUCCCCGGGUGUACGAAACGCUACACAGACCCCAGCUCUCUGCGGAAGCACGUGAAGACAGUCCACGGCCCUGAGGCUCACAUCACUAAGAAGCACCGAGGGGACACUGGGCCCCGGCCGCCUGGCUCAUCACUGACCCCUGGUGGACAGUCUGGUGAACUGCUGCUGGAGAAAGAGGAGACGAGACACAGGGAGGACUGCAAACUGCUGGUGCCUGAAUCUGCUCUGAAGUCUCAGCCCAGUCCGGGUGGCCAGUCGUCCUGCAGUAGCGAGCGUUCUCCACUGGGGAGCGCGAACAACAACGACAGUGGUGUGGAGAUGAACCUGAACGCAGCAGGGAGUCUGGAGGACCUGACCGCUCUGGAGGACGGAGGGGCGGGAGGAGGAGGGGAAGCUGGGGGAAGAGGGCAGGGCAUGGUAGGGAUGGGGGGCACGUCGUCUCAGGCCCUAAAGAGACUAGAGAACCUGAAGAUAGACAAGCUGAAGCAGAUCAGAAGGCCCACUCCACCCGGACGCUGUGGUAGGAGUAGCAAGCUACCAGCACUCACAGGUUGUCCAGGAGAGAUGAUGGGAGGGAUGUGUACUCCCUCGCCCCUCCUCUCCAACCGGCGCGUCAUGGAACUGUCCAAUCACGAGCUGGGCGGCGGACCCUCUGGCAUGCCCCCCCCUAUCAGUGACCGGAGGGGGAGUGGCACCAGCAGCCUGAGCUCUGCCUACACAGUGAGCCGUCGUUCUUCCAUGGUGUCCCCCUACCUCUCCAGCCGGCGCUCGAGCGAGGUCUCCCAGUUAGGAGGAGGUGGAGGAGGGUUCCUGGGUCCUGACCAGGGAGGAGGUGACCCCCUCUCCCCUGAGACCAGCCGCCGAAGAGGGCUCUGCCAUGGUGUUGGAGGGGGAGGAGGGUUGCCAGGUCUGCCUUGUCUAACACCCGCUCAGCAAUACAGCCUGAAGGCUAAGUAUGCAGCAGCAACUGGCGGCCCACCCCCUACCCCGCUGUCAAGUAUGGAACAGGGAGCAGGGACACCCGGGAGACGAGGAGUGCUCCUCAGCGAGUACCAGGGUCAGCCGCUACCUGCGUUCCUGCAGCAGGGGGGUCAGAGGAGACACAGUGCCAACACGGGGGAGUAUGGGGUCAUCUACCCGCACCAAGCCCCAGGGAAUGCCACCCGGCGUGCCAGCGACCCUGUCCGCUCCACCGGCGACUCACAGGCCCUUCCCAAGGUGCAACGCUUCAACAGCCUGAAUAAUGUGGCCAUGAUGGGCCGGAGGAACGCCCUGCAGCAUUGUGGGUCAGACGCCAACAUCGCACGCCACAUGUAUUCGCCGCGGCCACCCAGCAUUACAGAGAAUGUCAUGAUGGAGGCCAUGGCUACAGACUACCAUGGAGGAACCAUGGAUGCCAGGAACCACUGCAUGAUGCUUUCCCCAGGAGAGAGAGGUUUCCUGGGCUACCAGUCCCACCACAUGGGGGGUCCCACCAGCUUGUUAUCACCCAGCCACGACAGCCUGGGAUGCCCAGAGCAGGGCUACCAGACACAGGGACAGAUGUUCAUGCAGGGUGGGCACUACCAGGGCACCUCCAGAGGACCAGGUCAGGGCCAGGUGGGACAGGGGGGACCCAUUCACCCAGAGGGGAUGUCCAACAUCUUGCUGCAGCAGGCUGAGUAUAGUAUGAGUACCUGCCAGCUUAGUCCCUCUGGGCCACACUACCCCAGCCUGGACCAAGGUGGCCCCGAUGGAGGUACAGGGGCCUGGGUAGAGAGCAGCCAGGUCCAGACCACUCAUGGAGUUCUUCAGACGGAGAUGCAGUAUCAGGACCAGGGCUCUAUGCAGGGCCAGACACUGGGUCUGUACACCCAAGAGCCUGAUGGCGGACACAAACUGAUCAUCAAACCAGAACAGCAGCAGUACCACCCAGCCCUAGCCAACCCAGAUGCCUGCCAGAAGCAACUCCACCAACACCAGCAGCAGAGGCCCCAUCCAGGGCAGACACCCAUGCCCGUGCGACCCGUGUCCUCCCAGAGCAGUUACCCCCAGCAAGGGCAGCCUGGCCAGGGCAUGAUGAGAACCACCAACCCCAGCUGUGACUUCCAUGGAGGAGGCAUGGAGAACCAGAACCAGGCCUCCAUGCAGCAAGGGAAGCAGCAGGGUUCCUUCCCCCAAAGUGGCGGCAUCAGCCUGGGGUCGGCUGCGCUUGGUGCUGGGGGUCGCUCCCAGACACCCAUGAUGCAGGUGAAGGAGAUGAUGGUGAGGAACUAUGUGCAGUCACAGCAGGCUCUGAUGUGGGGUCAGGAGCAGGACCAGAGGGGGAUUGGAGUGGACGGGAAACCUCUUCCUCUGUCAGACAGCAUGGACAUGUCAGGACAGCAGGGGGCCAUGAUGCAGCAACAGCAUAGUCCUCAACACCAACAUAAUCUCUACCCCAACCCAGGCUCCAGCUACCCAGGCUACCCUACCAACCAGAACCUGAUGAGCCCCCCAGCACACAACCGAGUCCCCAGCUCUAGCUCCUCCAUCCCCCCGACGGAGGUAUCCAUGACGGGUCUGCCUGGAGGCCCAGGGUCCUGCUACGGCCAGGAUAUGGGGGCUCCUGUAGUCCCAAGACCCCCCCAGUGCCGGAAGCCCGUCAGCAGGCAGAAUAGUCUCCAGUCCCAAGGAGGUGGAGCGUACCUGGGCAGUCCUCCCCACCUCAGCCCAGUCCACUCUACCUCCAGCCCCAGACGUGUGGUCCGUCUGCCCCCUGUCCAGGGCCACAUGACCCCCCAACAGACCCACCAGGAGAUCUUCCCCUCCUUAAACAACAUCAACAAUAACAUGUACUACUCUGGCCAGAUCCACAUGCAGCACUCUGACAUGGACAAGCAGCAGAUCCAACAAAUCAGCCACCCUCACCAGGACCCAACUCAGACCGGGCCCUGCCUCAACCAGCACCAACAGCACAUGGUAACCCACAUGGAUCACCAGGGCAAUAAGUCAGCGUCCCUAGCCUACCUUCAUGAGUCGACCCCCAUCUCCAAUGCUCUGGAGAACCUAGAUCUGGACAACGCCCAGAUAGACUUUACCUCCAUCAUCGAUGACCCAGACCCCUCGUCAUUCAGCCCCAUCAACCCUCCUCUCCACGGGGGCUCGUCCCAGACCUCGUCCCGCCUCACCACCCCUCAGACGUCCAUCACCAUGCCCUCCUCUGGGCUCCCUAACAUGGCUGUAGGAGACAUGACUUCCAUGUUGACAUCUCUGGCCGGAGAGAACAAGUACCUUAAUACACUGUCUUAGAACCCAAAGACUCGAUUCUAGAACAAGAACAGAACCUGAACACGCUCAUAAAGUUAACUAGAUGGGCUAAGC
This is a messenger RNA of Oncorhynchus gorbuscha (pink salmon), 5083 nucleotides long. Its product is annotated as zinc finger protein GLI1-like. Gene Ontology annotation, molecular function: RNA polymerase II cis-regulatory region sequence-specific DNA binding; DNA-binding transcription factor activity, RNA polymerase II-specific. The record is from RefSeq and is a predicted model, not a curated record. Gene Ontology annotation, biological process: smoothened signaling pathway; regulation of transcription by RNA polymerase II. Lineage: Eukaryota; Metazoa; Chordata; Actinopteri; Salmoniformes; Salmonidae. Gene Ontology annotation, cellular component: nucleus.